CAGGAAAAGUCCCUAGGACUUGCAGCCUCUACCCUCGCUCGCCUCAGGCCGGUCUCUAGAGGGCGCUGCCGAAAGACCGGGCGCAGAAGGAACGCGACGCGGAAACGCGCUUAAAUUUGGGCACCGCCGCUGCCCGUAGCCGGCGUCCUCAACAUGGCGGCUCCCCAAGAUGUCCACGUCCGUAUCUGUAACCAAGAGAUUGUCAAAUUCGACCUGGAGGUGAAGGCGCUUAUCCAGGAUAUUCGAGAUUGUUCAGGACCAUUAAGUGCACUUACUGAACUGAAUACUAAAGUGAAAGGGAAGUUUCAGCAGUUGCGGCACAGAAUACAGGAGCUUGAGCAGUCAGCGAAAGAGCAAGACAGAGAGUCGGAGAAGCAAGUUCUGCUCCAGGAAGUGGAGAAUCACAAAAAGCAGAUGCUCAGCAAUCAGACCUCAUGGAGGAAGGCUAAUCUCACUUGCAAAAUUGCUAUCGACAAUCUAGAGAAAGCAGAACUUCUCCAGGGAGGAGACCUCUUAAGGCAAAGGAAAACCACCAAAGAGAGCCUGGCCCAGACGUCCAGUGCCAUCACGGAGAGCCUCAUGGGAAUCAGCAGGAUGAUGUCCCAGCAGGUCCAGCAGAGCGAGGAAGCCAUGCAGACUCUAGCCAAUUCUUCCCGGACUAUCCUGGAUGCAAAUGAAGAGUUUAAGUCCAUGUCAGGGACCAUCCAGUUGGGACGGAAGCUUAUCACAAAAUAUAAUCGCCGAGAGCUGACGGACAAGCUUCUCAUUUUCCUUGCCCUGGCCCUUUUCCUUGCUACGGUCCUCUAUAUUGUAAAAAAGCGGCUCUUUCCAUUUUUGUAAGAUCUAGAAUUACCAGCUUUUGCCCUUUAAGCUCCAGUGUCAGGAUCUGUCCAUGCUCCUGAGCUCUGGCCCCAGCUGCCAAAUCAUUGCACACCUCUGUGGCCUGCUCCACUUGCUCAGCAGGUGGAUUGCAGACCCAGCCCCCCAGCUUUCUGUAGGCAGCUGGUUAGCCUAUAAAGGGCAAGUAGAGCAAGGGGAGGCCUGUCAUCAGGACACCUGCAGGACACAGGGACUCCAGGAGCCAUCACACAGUGCGUGUGGCUGUCACAUGGGGCAUGCAGAGGCCAGCCUUCAGGAUUGGAUCCUCCUCUCUCCGCUUCUCCUGCUGUAGCCUUAAUGCCAGAUUUGGUGGAAGGAGGAGAGAAGUGGGGAGAAGGAUAAGGAAAACUCAGGCCCGUUCCUUGAAUAAACUUGACUCUAUUUAAUAGAAUGAAAUGCAUGUGGAUUUAUAAUGUAUCCUUCUAGGAAUUUGUGUCCUGUUUUUGAUGUCCAGAUUUCUAGAACAUCAACUUAAGAUCAUUUAUUUGUUUAUUCAACAAAGGAUUAUUAAGCAACAGCCACAUGCAAUGUAUUAUAAGACGUUGCUGACCGUUACAGCAGCUGUAAAGCUGCUGUGGUUCCUCCCUCACGGAGCAAGAAGAACAAGAUCUCAUAGGCUCUAAAAAAGCAAGUUACAAAAAGCCCCCACGGGAGGUGGCUGACACCACAUCUGAAAAGGCUCAGGCAGACAUCCUUCUCUUUCUAUGUACAGUGGUGGGCCUGGCCUGGGGGUGUGCCGUGUCUUGGGGGCUGGCCCAUGUCUUUCUCUUUGAGGUCCAGAGCUAAAUAUAACCAUGAGAGUGAGCCUAGUGAUAAGCUGAGGCCUGUCUGGGCCUGAGUUCUGUUGAGGCCUGGGGGAUGCUAGGGCUCAGGCUGGGAGAUGUUAGUGUCUCCUUGUGCUGUAGGACUGGCUGGCCUCAUGAAAUCCCAGCCUCCCCACUAUUUAUAGCCCCAGAGGCCCUGGGAGGUAUAGUGUGGAGGCAGAGGGGAAAGUGGAAAGAACGUGGACUUUGAACCUUGGUUUUGAGUCUUGGCUCUACUACUAAGGGACCAUGUGACCAUGGGCAGGUUACCUUUUGUCACUGAGCCUCAGUUUCCCCACCUGUAAAGUGGGGAUGAUAGUCCAUACAGUCAUUUGUAGAGUCAAUAGGAGAAUCAAACAAGAAUGUACAGUAACAAGUGCAGCUUCUGUCUGACUGGACAGUGGGCUUCCCAAAUGGGGCCCCCUCCAGGACUCUGGGCCCUGAGGUUUCCUGCAGCGAAUGGGCUUUAGUGAAAGCUGGCCUGGGCGUCGGAAGUUCUGUUAGAUCAGCUUGAGCAGAGGGAGGGUGUGAACAGUUACGGCUUCAGUUAAAAAGUCCGGAUUGUCAUGGGACCAAGUGUGUGAGAGAUUGGCUGCACACCUCUGACUAGUUUAAUGAGCGGGUUCUAAGUUAAAGUGUGUGUGUGUGUCCUUGUCCACACAUGCUUCUAUACAGAUAUCAUUCUUAAACAAUUUCUGGACUCAGAAGACGGUGCAAAAUGUGUAUGCAUGUGUCUUAUUUAUAGUCAAAUUAAAGCUGAGAAUAAAGCACAGAUGGGAAAUUCCCACUCAGAUUCCAGCUGUAAGUGCAGCAGAUGGAUGUUAUCAAUUUAGGAUUUUCUUGUCUUAACAUUUUUCUUUACUACUUCCCACUAAUUGUCAACAUCCUCCUUACAAUAUGGGAAUGUGUGGGCUCUGUACUCCUUAAAAAAAAUCUCCCUUUGACUUUAUUCUUCUUUAACUUGUUUCCUUCUGCAAAUAGGUUGAAUUUGAAGUGCCAUCAAUAGCAUUAUAUCUUGCAGCCCCAAUCAGCCAGCCACCAGGAUUCAAAAUGAUCCCCAAGUGGGCUGGCUGGGCAGAAGCAGCCACCGCCAUGUUCAUCCGUGAGGGGGCAGUGUUCACAUUUGCUCUAUGAUCUUGCUGUGUUUAGGACUCUCUAUCAGUCCACAUGGAAUGUUCUUAUGGAUUUUUUUUUUUUUCAGAUACCAGACUUUAAAAAAAAAGGCCAUAGAAAUGUACAAAGUCCACCUAUAUAGUUUUUGGAGGAUGUUUCAUAAAUGAUUUUAAUUCUCACUGUUAACAGUAACGUAAACGUGUAUUCUACAUUUUGCUUAGAUGAAGGUCAAGGAGCUAAAAGGACAGAGCAUCUGGCAAGAGGUCGUUCAUUCAAGUAUUUACUGAGCACCUACUUUGUACCAGGCGCUGCGUUAGGUACACUCAGUGAACAAAACUAAAAUUCCCUGUCGUCAUGGAACUUAUAAUAUGUGGGGGAGGGUGGGCAGAUGAUAAACAAUUAAGAUACUAAAUAAGUCAUUCAUUCUGUUAGAAAAUAAGUGUUUUAGGGAAAAGUGAAGCUGGUUAAUGGAGAUCUGGAAUAUAGGUGAGGGGAUAGGUUUGCAGUAUUAAGUAGGGUGGUCAGAGCUGGCCUCAAUGAGGAGGUAAGAUCUGAGCAAAGGCCUGUUGAGGAUGAAGACACCUUAGCCAUGUGGACUGCUGAGGGAGGAGGGUUCCCCACAGGGGCCAGCUAGAGCUAGUGCAAAGGCCUACAGUGGGAGCAUCUGCGAUACUGUGAUUUAUUGUCAGAAAUAUGUAUUUGGUGUCCCCGGUCCUGGCACAGAGCUGCUAAAGCCCUUGGACUUUCCUACAAUGAGAGUGAUAAAGGUUUCUUUUGUUAAUCUUCAUGGGGCCACUUUUGGAAAGCACUAAGGAUGGGGGCUGGUUGCCUGGGCCUCAGAGGAGGGGAGGGGGCUGGAGAUUGAGUUCUGUCACCAAUGGCCAGUGAUUUAAUCAAUCAUGCCUGUGUAAUGAAGCCUCCACAAAACCCAA
Messenger RNA from Zalophus californianus (California sea lion), 3727 nucleotides. It is a transcript of the gene BNIP1, whose product is annotated as BCL2 interacting protein 1. The record is from RefSeq and is a predicted model, not a curated record. The transcript is spliced from 6 exons. Gene Ontology annotation, cellular component: SNARE complex; endoplasmic reticulum. Gene Ontology annotation, biological process: retrograde vesicle-mediated transport, Golgi to endoplasmic reticulum. Lineage: Eukaryota; Metazoa; Chordata; Mammalia; Carnivora; Otariidae. The coding region runs from base 154 to 840 and encodes 228 amino acids. Gene Ontology annotation, molecular function: SNAP receptor activity.